GACAGUAGGCUGAUAUUUCUUAUGCUCAGUUCAAGAGAGUUUACUACUGGCUAUUGGCUAUGUCAUAUAUAAUGUUUUUUAUAUUGUAUAUUGACUUCACUUGCAUGUAAAUGAAUGUUUCUGUAGUUUUCAUGUGGCAGUGACAGGCUCUUUAUUUACUGAUAAGGCUUUACAACCAUGGUGGGUCAAACUACUGUCGUGAACAGAAUCAAAACAUUUCAAGCAGCUGUGUGUGUCCUGAACAGCCUGCAGAAAAAUGCUGCUCUGUUGCAGAAUCCAAGGCUGCAGUUCCAGGCCAUGCACGGAUUCCUCCAUCGCAUUGGCAUUGCUGUGGGUGAACUGGACAAACUCAACAUCAUUCAUGUCACUGGGACUAAAGGAAAGGGAUCAACAUGUGCUUUUACUGAAAGAAUACUCAGGAAUUAUGGCUUUCGGACAGGAUUUUACAGCUCUCCACACUUGGUUCAUGUCAGAGAGAGAAUACGAAUCAAUGGAUGGCCAAUCAGCAAGCAGCUUUUCUCUAAGUACUUGUGGGAGGCUUAUGAGCGGUUAGAGGACACAAAGGGUGUCAGUGGAGGCACCAUGCCUUUCUAUUUCCAGUUUCUGACUCUUCUGGCCUUCCAUGUCUUCCUGCAGGAGAAGGUAGAUUUAGCAGUGGUUGAAGUUGGGAUUGGAGGGCAGUAUGACUGCACCAACAUAAUCAGGAAACCAUGGGUGUGUGGGAUCACAUCUCUUGGUCUUGAUCACUGCAGUUUGCUCGGAGAUACGAUGGAGAAGAUUGCUUGGCAGAAGGCUGGGAUAUUCAAGCCAGGUGUCCCAGCAUUCACUGUCCAACAACAACCCAGCUCUCUGAGAGUCCUCCAGAGCAGAGCUGAAGACAUCGGGUGUCCUCUCCAGGUCUGUCCUGAGCUGGGUCAGUAUGAAGUUGUGGUUGGUCCUGUGAACCUGGGACUAGCGGGAAAACACCAGCGCUUAAAUGCAUCACUUGCCCUGCAGCUCAGUCACAGCUGGCUGCAACGUCACAAAGCUGAGGAGAGAACAGGUACAUUUCCUAUGACAGAUAAAAUCACAAUACAUGCACUUUCCCAGGCUGUUCUUUUCCAGCCCAGCACAGCUAUGUUGGAAGGUCUACAGGAAACAGGGUGGUUAGGACGAAACCAGAAACUAAAGUAUGGGAAUGUCACAUAUUACCUGGACGGAGCCCAUACCACAGCCAGUAUGCAGGCCUGUGUCUGCUGGUUCAGGCAGGAGAUGCUGCAGAGAGAAGAGACUCAGGGUCCUGUACUUAAAAUCCUGCUCUUCAACACAACAGGAGAGAGGGACUCUGCUGCUUUAUUGAGACUGCUGGUGCCCUGCCACUUUGACUAUGCACUGUUCUGCCCCAACAUUACUGAAACACCUAUUAACAACACAGGUCAUCACAGCAGCACUGUGUGUGUGCAGCACAUGCUGGCUCACUGCAGAGAGAACCAGAGCAGCUGGCAGAGUCUGAACCCAACAGAAACAAUACAUCACCACCAUCACCACCUAGUGACCAGCUCUGUGAGUCACAGCCUGGUGUUCCCCUGCAUCCUUAGUGCCCUCCAGUGGAUCAGCCAGGGAGAACAGCCAGCCUUGACCCCUUCUGGAUCAUUGGGCUUCACUGACAGGCUGAGCGAAGCGGGUCACAUCUCUGUACUGGUGACUGGCAGUCUGCACCUGGUGGGAGGAGUGCUUAAACAUCUGGAACCUUCACUUGACUCAUAGCAGGUUAGAAAUGAUUGACCUGAACUAUUACUGUAAUCAUUAUGGAUUACUGUGAUCAGUCUCUAAGAGCUCUUCAUCUUGUAGUGUUUAGUCAGUUAAUAUUAUUUGAUGUUUUUUUUCUUAUAUCUCAGCAGCAACAUUGUAUUACUUAACUGUAUGUAAUCUUUUCUUUUCAAUAGUUAUUUAUCGCAGCCAUUUUGUUCAACAGUUACUUUAAAAUAUCUCUAUGAUGUUUCUAUCAGUACACAAAAUGUGUUGUGCUCAACAACCUGUAUGGUAAAAGUGAAGUACUUCAUGCUUCAAUUAUCAUCUGUGGUUUUAAUGUAGAGUAAUAUUAAUUGAUAUUAUAUUGUAGUCACAUAUUUUUUUCUAGGCCCAGAACAAUCCCAGUGCUGUUCUAAAGACACAGUGAUAAUACUUGAUAUUGUGGGUAGUUGGUUUCAUGGUGGCCUGACUUACAGCCAGUAUUCCAGUUCAUUGCAAAAGCGUUGGAUGGGGUCACACACAGUUCCUUCCUUGAAACUACUAGACUCCAUCAAAAGCUGCCCCAGACCAACACACAAGUGUAUGGACAGGGUAUAGACAGUGCCCACACACUUUUGGCCAUACAUAUCUUUAUAAAAUCCUUUACUAAAAACAGUACUGUAUAUCAGCCUGUGAAAUUACUGACUAUUUUUUUUUUCAAAAGCUUAAUACAUGUAUCUCAGACAUGAUUUAGUUUAUUUAUUAAUUUACAAGGAUAGACAAAAGGUUUCUUCCUGUUUAUUUAAGCUGCAGAGAGGAUGUUGUAUUCUUAAUGUAUCAUUGUGUGGUUUGUCUCCAUUUCAGAAAUAAUGUUCAGGACUUGGAAGCUGUGUCUCUGUUAUAUACAUGACUUUUCACACUCGAAUACAAGGCUCUGAUUUAAACAAAAUGUAUUAAAUAAUCUGAUUUUCAUUUGCACAAGAGCAUAUUUUGGUUCUCAAUUUAAAAUGAAAUUGAUGACAAAAAAAUCUGAACUGUUCAUUUUUAUUAUUAUUAUUAUUUUUUUUUUGCAUGGAAUAAUGUUAUUGUGUAUAAGUGUGUAUAGUGUGUCUGUGUGUGUAAGUGUAUACACAACUAAACUGCACCUCAAAUAUGUUUUGAAAUGUAAUAACUAGCCCAAAGGUUAAAUUGUCUUGGAAAGAAAGAAGUUCUAUAUUCUUUACAAAUGGAUUCACCAAAGAGCACAACCGUCGCACCAGAGCCCCACCUUAAUUCAGAGCCCCAACUGCAUCCAGAGCCACAUACAGGCCCAGAGAACAAAAGCACCCGGGUGAGGGAGAGAUCAUAUUUUUGUUCUUAGUUUCUUCUGAAAAAGUAAUUGAAUGUAUUCAUUUAUUGUUGUUGUACCUGACUAUACACUGGAUAAAAUGUUCUUCACCUCAAGGCAGUGAGUUAACUGUUUGUUGAUGAGGAAGGCAAGAUGUAAUAUAGCCUGUAGCAAUUGAAAGCAUCCUGAUCAUCACCUUUUAAAAAAGGGGCAUGCUGUGGCUGCCUUCCACUUAGCUGGUAAAUCAGCAUUAUGGAUGGAAAGGUAAAAAAUGUCUGUUGAUUGUGCU
Molecule: messenger RNA, 3326 nt
Organism: Lates calcarifer (barramundi perch)
Lineage: Eukaryota; Metazoa; Chordata; Actinopteri; Centropomidae
Product: folylpolyglutamate synthase, mitochondrial
Exons: 15
Coding region: 178-1746 (522 amino acids)
Biological process (GO): tetrahydrofolylpolyglutamate biosynthetic process
Cellular component (GO): mitochondrion; cytosol; cytoplasm
Molecular function (GO): ATP binding; tetrahydrofolylpolyglutamate synthase activity
Source: RefSeq, a predicted model, not a curated record